GCCGCGCCGUUUACCCGUCUCUCAUCUAGGGUCCUUUUUUUUUAUUUUUCCUUUUCUGUCUCUGGCCUCUUCACAGCUUUCUUUCGUUCUUCUUUUUCCUUUCUUCGACCACACAUUCGUUUAAACCGAAGCGCAUCAUGAUGUUGCAAGCUUCCGUCUCGGUGCUGGCCUUGGCCGCAGUUUCACUCGCACAGGGUACAGCACACAUCCCCGUCACUGGUGUUCCCGUCUCCUCUGGUUCCGCUGUGCCUCUGAGACAAAAUAUCAAUGACUUGGUCAAAUCGGGGCCGCAAUGGGACCUCUAUGUUCAGGCCAUGUAUAACAUGUCCAAGCUGGACUCCCACGACCCUUACAGCUUCUUCCAGAUUGCCGGCAUCCAUGGCGCACCGUAUAUCGAGUACAACAAAGCCGGCGGCCGAUCGGGAGACGGAUGGCUGGGAUACUGCCCUCAUGGUGAGGACAUCUUUCUCACUUGGCAUCGCCCUUAUGUUCUGCUUUUCGAGCAAGCAUUGGUGUCUGUAGCCAAGAACAUCGCCAAUGGUUACCCUGCUCAGUACCGCGCCAAGUACCAAGCAGCGGCAGCAAGCCUGCGAGCUCCCUACUGGGACUGGGCCGCCGAUAGCACCGUCCCUGCCUGCACGGUCCCGAACACGCUCAAUAUCAAUGUGCCCAGCGGCAGUGGCAUCAAGACGGUCGCUUACACCAACCCUCUCCGGACUUAUUACUUCCCUCACAUCGCCAUGACCGGCUCGUAUGGAGAAUUCUCUGGAGGUGGUCAAGACCACACAAUCCGCUGCCCUUCGCCUCAGGAGAAUUAUCCAAACACCGCCAACGCCAACCUUCAGGCGCGCCCUUAUAAGGGCUGGAUUUAUGACGUCCUGACAAACUCUCAAAACUUUGCCGAUUUUGCUUCCACCAGCGGCCCUGGUAUCAACGUCGAGCAGAUUCACAAUGCCAUUCACUGGGAUGGUGCUUGUGGCAACCAGUUCCUUGCUCCCGAUUACUCUGGCUUCGAUCCCUUGUUCUUCAUGCACCACUCCAACGUCGACCGCAUGUGGGCGUUCUGGGAGGCCAUCAUGCCUACUUCGCCCGUCUUCACCGCAUCCUACAAGGGCCAGUCUCGAUUCAACAGCAAAACAGGAGCCACCAUCACUCCCAACUCUCCCCUGCAGCCAUUCUACCAGGCAAACGGACAGUUCCACACCUCCAACACCGUCAAGAGCAUUCAAGGCAUGGGCUACUCCUACCAGGGCAUCGAGUACUGGCAGAAGACCCAGGCUCAGAUCAAAUCCAGCGUCAGCACCAUCAUUAACCAGCUGUAUGGCCCCAAGAGCUCCUCGAAGCGAAACACUCGUGCCGCCGACCUUGUCCAGACUCGCUACUUUGCGCAGAUUUCCGUCAACGUCACUGAGAUUCAGACUCGCCCCGCCGAAAUCAACGUCUACGUUGCUGGACAAAAAGCCGGCAGCUUGAUUGUCAUGAAGCUUCCCGCCGAGGGCAUGGUCAACGGUGGAUUCACAGUCGAUACUCCCAUGAGGACCCUUCUGCACGGAGGCAACCGUAACGCUGUUAGCGCCUUCUCUUCCGAUGUUGAGGUUGAGAUUCUCACUCGCUCUGGUCAAACCAUCCCCCUCGAGAGCGUCCCCAGUCUUGCUAUCGAUCUCGAAUCCGCAAACGUCACCAUGCCGUCUGCCCUGGAUCAGCUUCCCAAGUACGGCGCUCGUUCAAAGCACCGUGCUCAGGCCGCCCAGAAGGGACAGCGCGUCCGACCUCCUCCCCCUCCCCCUCCUCCUGCUCAGUAAAGGGAGGGACGAGGCCACCAAACCUUUCUCAUCUUGUUGCAAUAUUAUCUAGCCAUAUAUAUGACAAAAUGCUCGCAAGAUGAGUGUUUGAGUAUAUACUACGACUUUUCAACAUAGGUUUUCCGACUUUCGUGGACGUGCGCAAUAUCUUUUCGCAUCUUCUAGGCUUUUAUCCUCGGAUACUUACCCAAGGGGUUUUGUUGAUUGGGUUAAUGAUAUGGUUUUCUGUAUAUAACACUUUUUUUUGUCAUUACUGUUGCUGCAUGAGGACAUAUACACGACAUGCAUGCUUUCCACCAAACGUGCUUUAGGCCGUUCCUAAAGGGCGACCCUAGAGGCGGAUUGGAUAUAAAUUAAGAUGACGAUAAUUGAAUAUUGAUAAUUUUG
Trichoderma atroviride IMI 206040 is the source of this 2189-nucleotide messenger RNA. RefSeq lists its product as uncharacterized. NCBI's taxonomy places the organism in Eukaryota, Fungi, Ascomycota, Sordariomycetes, Hypocreales, Hypocreaceae. Gene Ontology annotation, molecular function: oxidoreductase activity. The record is from RefSeq and is a predicted model, not a curated record.